This is a messenger RNA of Ochotona princeps (American pika), 5516 nucleotides long. Its product is annotated as IQ motif and Sec7 domain ArfGEF 2. Bases 268 to 3894 code for a protein of 1208 amino acids. The record is from RefSeq and is a predicted model, not a curated record. Gene Ontology annotation, molecular function: guanyl-nucleotide exchange factor activity; protein binding. NCBI's taxonomy places the organism in Eukaryota, Metazoa, Chordata, Mammalia, Lagomorpha, Ochotonidae. Gene Ontology annotation, biological process: actin cytoskeleton organization; regulation of ARF protein signal transduction. The transcript has 14 exons.
ACUGUGAGGGAUCCGAACUUAAGACUGUGUUCUCCAUCUCCCGGAGAGGUGGUUCUAUCGGAAGAAGACAGGGUGUGAGGGUCCAAAAUGAUCGAAUCGAAAUGGUUUCAGGUUAAUGAGCAAGACGUGUUCCUGACCUAAAGAAGAGGGAGCUGCCCAGGCAGUGUGGAGGGUGAUGCCCCAGGCAGUGACCUGAGCACAGCGGUUGAUAGCCCUGGGAGCCAGCCCCCCUACCGGCUGAGCCAGCUGCCCCCCACCGGCAGCCACAUGGGGGGCCCCCCUGCUGGAGUGGGCCUGCCCUGGGCUCAGCGGGCACGCCUCCAGCCAGCCAGUGUCGCCCUGAGGAAGCAGGAGGAGGAGGAGAUAAAGCGCUCCAAGGCCUUAUCAGACAGCUAUGAACUCUCUACGGACCUGCAGGACAAGAAGGUGGAAAUGCUGGAGAGGAAGUACGGGGGCUCUUUCCUAAGCCGCAGGGCUGCCAGGACCAUCCAGACGGCCUUCCGUCAGUACCGCAUGAACAAGAACUUCGAGAGGCUGCGCAGCUCAGCUUCGGAAAGCCGCAUGUCACGCCGGAUCAUCCUCUCCAACAUGCGUAUGCAGUUCUCCUUUGAGGAGUACGAGAAGGCACAGAACCCCGCGUACUUCGAGGGCAAGCCUGCCUCGCUGGACGAGGGUGCCAUGGCUGGUGCCCGGAGCCACCGGCUUGACCGGGGGCUCCCCUAUGGAGGCUCCUGUGGUGGGGGCAUCGACGGUGGUGGAAGCUCUGUCACCACAUCUGGAGAGUUUUCCAAUGACAUUACGGAACUUGAGGACUCCUUCUCCAAACAGGUCAAGUCUCUGGCUGAAUCCAUCGAUGAGGCCCUAAAUUGCCACCCGUCGGGGCCCAUGUCUGAGGAGCCAGGAUCAGGUCAGCUGGAGAAGCGGGAGUCCAAGGAACAGCAAGAGGACAGCUCAGCCACAUCCUUCAGCGAUCUUCCCCUGUACCUGGAUGACCCAGUUCCACCCCAGUCCCCCGAACGACUGCCCAGUACAGAGCCCCCACCCCAGGGCCGGCCUGAGUUCUGGGCACCAGCUCCUCUGCCACCAGUUCCUCCACCAGUGCCACCAGGGACCCGGGAAGAUGGGAGCCGUGAGGAAGGCGCUCGCAGGGCUCCUGGGUGCCUAGAGUGUAGGGAUUUCCGGCUUCGGGCUGCCCACCUGCCCCUGCUCACCAUUGAGCCUCCUAGUGACAGCUCCGUGGACCUGAGUGACCGCUCAGACCGCGGCUCCGUCCACCGGCAGCUGGUGUACGAGGCUGAUGGCUGCAGCCCCCACGGGACCCUGAAGCACAAGGGGCCACCGGGCAGGGCCCCAAUCCCACACCGCCAUUACCCAGCCCCUGAGGGCCCAGCCCCAGCCCCACCAGGUCCCCUGCCACCAGCUCCCAACAGUGGUACUGGGCCCAGUGGUGUGGCUGGGGGUCGGAGGUUGGGGAAGUGCGAGGCAGCAGGAGAGAACUCUGAUGGCGGAGACAAUGAGAGCCUCGAGAGCUCCAGCAAUUCCAAUGAGACCAUCAACUGCAGCUCGGGCUCUUCCUCUCGGGACAGCCUGAGGGAACCUCCGGCCACUGGCCUGUGCAAGCAGACUUACCAGCGGGAGACCAGGCACAGCUGGGACUCACCAGCCUUCAACAACGAUGUGGUCCAGAGGCGGCACUACAGGAUCGGCCUCAAUCUCUUCAACAAGAAGCCAGAGAAGGGUAUCCAGUAUCUGAUCGAGCGGGGCUUCCUAUCCGACACACCAGUGGGAGUGGCGCACUUCAUCCUGGAGCGGAAAGGCCUGAGCCGGCAGAUGAUAGGGGAAUUCCUAGGGAACCGGCAGAAGCAGUUCAACAGAGACGUGUUGGACUGUGUGGUAGAUGAGAUGGACUUCUCUUCCAUGGAUCUGGAUGAUGCACUCCGGAAGUUCCAGUCCCAUAUCCGGGUUCAGGGCGAGGCCCAGAAAGUGGAGCGCCUCAUCGAAGCCUUCAGCCAGCGAUACUGUGUCUGUAACCCAGCCCUCGUCCGCCAGUUCCGGAACCCAGACACCAUCUUCAUCCUUGCUUUCGCCAUCAUCCUCCUCAAUACUGACAUGUACAGUCCCAGUGUCAAAGCUGAACGCAAGAUGAAACUAGAUGACUUCAUCAAGAACCUCAGAGGGGUUGACAAUGGUGAAGACAUCCCUCGAGACCUACUGGUGGGCAUUUAUCAGCGCAUCCAGGGGCGUGAGCUGCGGACCAAUGACGACCAUGUGUCCCAGGUGCAGGCUGUGGAGCGCAUGAUUGUUGGCAAGAAACCGGUCCUAUCUCUUCCUCACCGUCGCCUGGUUUGCUGCUGCCAGCUCUAUGAGGUGCCAGAUCCAAACCGCCCCCAGAGGCUGGGGUUGCAUCAGCGGGAGGUCUUCCUCUUCAAUGAUCUCCUCGUGGUCACCAAAAUUUUCCAGAAGAAGAAGAUCUUGGUGACGUACAGCUUCCGUCAGUCCUUUCCCCUGGUGGAAAUGCACAUGCAGCUUUUUCAGAAUUCAUAUUACCAGUUUGGGAUCAAGUUGCUCUCUGCAGUACCUGGUGGGGAGCGCAAAGUCCUCAUCAUCUUCAACGCCCCCAGUCUCCAGGACCGGCUGCGCUUCACAUCUGAUCUGCGCGAGUCCAUUGCAGAGGUGCAGGAGAUGGAGAAAUACCGUGUGGAGUCGGAGCUGGAAAAACAGAAAGGUAUGAUGCGACCUAACGCCUCACAGCCUGGAGGGGCCAAGGACUCUGUCAAUGGGACGCUGGCCCGCAGUAGCCUGGAGGACACUUACGGGGCAGGCGAUGGGCUCAAACGAGGUGCACUCAGCAGUUCCUUGAGAGACCUCUCAGAUGCAGGGAAGCGGGGGCGGCGUAACAGCGUGGGAUCGCUGGACAGCACCAUCGAAGGGUCUGUUAUUAGCAGUCCACGGCCUCACCAGAGGAUGCCACCUCCGCCCCCACCCCCGCCGCCAGAGGAGUACAAGAGCCAGAGGCCCGUCUCCAACUCCUCAUCCUUCCUGGGCUCCCUUUUUGGAAGCAAGCGGGGCAAGGGGCCCUUCCAGAUGCCACCACCACCAACAGGCCAGGCCUCUGCCUCUUCUUCAUCUGCUUCUUCCACCCACCACCACCACCAUCACCACCACCAUGGUCACAGCCACGGUGGCCUGGGGGGGCUGCCAGAUGGGCAGUCUAAGCUCCAGGCCCUGCAUGCCCAGUAUUGCCAAGGACCAGGCCCUGCCCCACCACCAUACCUCCCACCCCAGCAACCCCCUCUCCCCCCACCUCCCCAGCAGCCCCCACCCCUGCCCCAGCUGAGCUCCAUUCCGCCACCUCCCGCCUCAGCCCCACCUGUGGGGCCGCAUCGCCACUUCCACGCCCAUGGCCCAGUCCCAGGGCCUCAGCACUAUACUUUGGGCCGGCCAGGCAGGGCUCCCAGACGGGGAGCCGGAGGACAUCCUCAGUUCGCUCCCCACGGCCGCCACCCCCUGCACCAGCCCACAUCCCCUUUGCCCUUGUACAGCCCUGCCCCUCAGCACCCUCCUGCCCACAAACAGGGCCCCAAGCACUUCAUCUUCAGUCACCACCCACAGAUGAUGCCAGCAGCAGGCGCAGCUGGAGGCCCUGGAUCCCGGCCACCGGGGAGCUCUUACUCCCAUCCUCACCACCCCCAGUCGCCUUUGUCACCACACUCACCCAUCCCACCUCACCCGUCCUACCCACCUCUGCCCCCACCAUCACCCCACACCCCACAUUCACCCCUGCCACCCACCUCCCCCCACGGCCCACUGCACGCCUCUGGGCCCCCUGGCACUGCCAACCCACCCAGUGCAAACCCCAAGGCGAAGCCAAGCCGGAUCAGCACCGUGGUCUGAUGAAUGGAGAGAGUGAGCUGGGGAACCAGAAGGUCUGGGGGAUCCCCAGGAGAGGGACCUUGCACCCUCUCUGCUUCCUCAGUGUUUUCAGAAUAUAUAUACCCAUAGCAAUGUCCUCCCCCUUCCCCCACCACUUCUGCCCUGCCUCGGAACCCCUCCUGCAAGCCCCAACCAUUGCUGUGGGCUUCCCUUUGGGAAGUAAGGGCCCUCCCCACUGGCAGCCUGGACUCAGGGUGCCCCAGUUGCUGGGAAGCAAUGAGGGCCUUCCAGAGAUCCUCUCAUCUUUUUUUUUUUCUACCUUCCUCUCCUCACUGCCCCCCCCCCCACACACACACCUUUUUCCUGGAGGUCUAGUUCAGUGGCCUCAGACCUCAGACCUCCAAGACAGUGUGAGCUUGUUCUCCGCUCUGGGUGGUGGACAAGGGCAGGUGUCCUGAUCCAAAGGCUUCCCUGAGGAUGCUCUAGGCAUAGCUCUACAGAGUAGGGGUAGGGGUGGUGAGGAGAAUCCUGGCCAAAACUCGGCUGAUCUGGCCCGUCUCUCUCGACUUCAGGGUCCAGCCACACACCUCUAUGUGUCUUUUUGUCUGCUUCAGGACACAGACUGUCAAUGCACUGGGUGGGUGGGCCCCCCGCUUGUGCUGGCCCCCACCUGGGGCAGUGCUUCCUCUCUUGAGCCAGUCUAUGCCCUCUCACCAGUAGCCCCAGCCCGGACCUCUUCAGCUUCAAGAACUUGCCGUGCCCUGCAAUGUUCUUAUCCUGAUCAUAGUCCAGACAGGUCUUUGGGGAUGGGGUGGGGGGCUCAGGUCUGGGAUGAGAAGGGCCCUGCCCUCCCUCACCCAUGUUGCAUGCCCCCCUACCCUUCCCUGGCGCCUCCCCUCUCCCAACACCUGAAGACAAUGCACUUUACAGAUAUCUCCCGCACACACCUCGCUGGGGCAGGGCACCCAGCAUCAGCCCUUGGGCAGAGAGGCUCCCAGAGGGCCACCAUGAGCCCCAAGAUGUCCUUCCUGAGGCUGAAACCGAAGCCAGCAGAGCCAGGGACUGGGAGCCAGGAUGCCUGAGUCCUUCUGUCCGUCAAAGUCUCCGCUGCCUCUCCAGCCCCUUUGCAGAACCCCUGUUUAUUUAUGAUAAAUAUAUUUUUUACAAGCCCCAGCUCCUCUUCUUGCUCCACACAGCCAGCUCCUGUCUCCGUUCCUGCGUCUCUUCCUCUCUCCCCUUCCUUCCACCAUGGGCUACAGCACAGACAGACGGACCCUGGCUAAAUGAAGGGCCAGGGACCCUGGGGCUUGGGGGCCAGGGAGGGUGGCAGUGGGAGGGGUUGUAUGGAGAGGAGCUGGGGUUCAGGCAUUGUCUUUUUUCCUCUGUGUAUAUAAGAAUGUAUAUUUGAUGCCUCAUAAAAGACCUUGUGCUCACCUCCCGCCUCUGCCUCCUACUUCUGCCCCCCUUGCCUGCUGCGAAGCCCAUGAAGAGAGAGGGGCCUCAACCCAGGAAAAUGCUAAUGGUGCAAGUUCAGGCAGCUGAACAGGGUGCUCCAGCUGGGUCUGGGAGGGAGGUGGGACUGAAGGAGGACUGCCCACCUCAUUUCAUAGGGAGGCUUUGUGACAGAAUGGCAAGAGGGUGCA